UUCAUUGAUGUGCGUGUAGUGGUUCCAAUAGUACGAAAAGAGGGUGAAACAGGCUAGUAAAUAAAUGUCUCUUCAUAUCUUUCGGAUUCAAUAAAGCCGGUAUUUUAUUCUUCUUAUCUUGACAGUUCAAAUACCGCCAACAUUUUUUAAUAAAUGUGCUCGGGAAAACAUCUCUGAAAUUUAGUUGUAGAGGUUUUCACCGCAAUAAUGCGGUGGCCGGCGCUUAGGCCUAAUGUAGACCGUAGUGUGGGCUUUUUGUUUAUACUCCUUUUCUCCGAGAUCGGCGCAUUUAUCGUGCAACUUAAUUCAUAUCAUAACAAGCCGGGUUUCGCGCUGUUUAAUUGUAGCUCUGCUAAAGGUAGGCACUAUUUUUUUGAAUCUACUCUUUUAUCGAAUUUGACUAAUAAUUAUUUAGAUAUUGAUCCAAAUACAGGUGUUGUUUAUUUAAAAAAUGAAUUAACGUGCUCGAUAGAUAGUGUUAUUAAUAACAAUUAUUUAAAUUUUUUUAUCGGCUCAAAUCAAAGAAUUCCAUAUGUGAGUUCAGUGGAAUAUAUAAGUUUACCAUUUGCAUUAAAAUUGAAUAAUCCAUCGUGCAGAAAUGAAUAUAACAAUAACUAUCUGAUAGCUAUUAUAAAUGUUGGUAAAAAUAAUUGCUGGAAAAAAAGUCAAGAAAUAGUAAGUUUAUCAGAUAUUUUCCCCUUGUUUCAGUUACGACGAUGUGAUGUAAUUUAUUCGCAGCCUUUGCAAGACAGUUACUUAAUAGAAAUUAACGGGGGGCAAUUAGUAGCCGAUCGAGAUUUUUGCGCUUCCUCAAAUAGUUGGAGAGUUGAAUUUAAUGCUGAAGUUGCAUGCGAAGAUGUUUCAUUCUCUCAACCUGUUCGCUUAUUUUUUGAACGUUCUAAAUUUAUUAGAGAUCGACGAUCUCUAGACAAUAAAUCACCAGAAUUUGACCAAACUACAUAUAAAGUAACUGUUCCUGAAGAAGUUGAAGGGGGAUAUUCUGUUGCAAUUCUAACUGCAAAUGAUCCAGAUGGUGAUAACAUUUCAUACAAUCUGUAUGCUGCUCUAGAUUCUAGAAGUCAGAGACUUUUUGAAAUUAAUUCGCAAACUGGUGAAAUCAAAACGACCACUCAUUUAGACAGGGAAUUUAUGAAUGAACACUAUUUGAGAAUAACAGCUACUGACCAGCGAUUGCCUUACCGCACUGGUAGUGCAACUGUUCAAGUUAUUGUUGCUGAUCGUAAUGACCACACACCUAUGUUUGAACAAGCUACUUACGCAGCUUCUAUUCGUGAAAUGAGUCCAGUAGGUUCAACAGUUAUAACAGUUAGAGCAACUGAUCAGGAUAUUAAUGAAAAUGCUGAAAUAGAGUACAGUAUAUUAAAUCCAACGGGUGAGAAUGAUAUUUUUUAUAUUGAUAUAAAUACCGGGAUCAUUACAACUCGUAAAAAACUUGACAGGGAAACAACAGCAUUUUAUUCUCUUCUGGUCCAAGCAACAGACAAAGGAACCGAUCCCGAACAAAGGUCUACUGUUGCUACUGUUGAAGUAACUAUUUUAGACGAUAAUGAUAAUUAUCCUCAAUUUACCGAGAGGACAUAUUUAAUUGAUGUACCAGAAGAUAUCGAAUGGAUGUCUCGUCCUGUAGUAGCAGUUGUGAAAGCUGAAGACAUUGAUCAAGGUAUUAAUGCAGCUAUUCGUUACGCAAUUAUUGGUGGUAAUACUCAAGGUCACUUCAGCAUUGAUUCUCAAAGUGGGGAAAUAUCCAUUGUUUCUCCAGUAGAUUACGAAACAGUAAGAAGCUAUCGUCUAAUUGUAAGGGCACAAGAUGGUGGGCAGCCUUCGCGUUCCAAUACUAGUAACGUUAUUUUACGCCUACUUGAUGCUAAUGAUAAUGAUCCUAAAUUUUAUACCUCUCUAUUUCAAGAAUCGGUGUCUGAAGGUGUACCUAUUGGUCAUAGUGUGAUGAGAGUCCAGGCUUACGAUGCUGACGAUGGUCCUAAUUCCGAAAUAAUUUAUUCCAUUUUGCCGUCUAAGCACUCUGUACCUUUUACUGUUGAUAGAAUGUCGGGGUGGAUUUUGACGACAGGUGAACUGGAUAGAGAGCAAAAUUCAUUUUAUGAUUUUGAAGUCUUAGCCAAGGAUAGAGGCUCUCCUGCGCGAUCAUCGACAGCAUCUGUUAUCAUUCGAGUGCAAGAUAUCAAUGACAAUGAUCCAGUUUUUGAUCCAAAAUUUUAUGAAGCAUCGGUAUUAGAAAUAGAUCCACCUGGUACACCUGUUGUGGCUGUAACAGCUAGUGACAGCGAUGAGGAACCUCGUUUAAUAUAUCAUAUAAGUGACGGUAACCAUCGAGGACGCUUUAAUAUUAUUCACCAAAAUAGAGAAGGAUUAAUUUCUGUCGCUCAGCCUCUUGAUUACAAACUCGACAAAAAAUUUGUUCUCACUGUUACAGCUACUGACGCAGGUGGCAGGUUUGAUACAGCUAUUGUAAGCAUAAAUGUAAGAGACGCAAACACCCACCAACCUUUAUUUGAGAAAGUUCCUUAUACAGCUAGUAUUCCAGAAGAUGCUCCCAUUGGAACCACAGUACUAGUAGUUGAAGCUUCAGACGGUGAUGUAGGGGACAAUGCUCGCGUUUCCUAUUCCAUCGAAGAGAAUCCUGAAUUUACCAUUGAUUCUAUUACGGGAGCGAUAGAAACCAGUCAAAAGUUAGACCGAGAAUUGACAUCAGGAUUUAUUUUAGUUGUAACAGCUCAUGAUCAUGGUAGUCCGAGUUUAUCAGACACUAUAAAUGUAGAAAUUGAAGUGUUAGAUGUGAAUGACAAUCCUCCGAAUUUUCUUCUUCCUUCUUAUUCAGCUUCAAUCAGAGAAGAUAGCUUAGUUGGAUCGAGUGUCAUUCAGGUAUCUGCUUCUGAUAAAGAUAUCGGUCUCAGUGGGCAGGUACGAUACACAUUUAAUGGAGGAGAUGAUGGCGAUGGAGCAUUUAUUGUUGAACCUACAUCUGGAAUCAUACGUACAAAUCAGCUUUUAGAUAGAGAAUCAACAUCUAUGUAUCGACUCGUUGUUUUUGCUGUUGAUCGUGGAGCUAUGCCACUGUCUUCAGCUGUUACUAUUACAGUAAAUGUUGAAGAUGUGAAUGAUAACCCUCCAAGGUUUGAUGCGGAUAUUAUUAAAAUGUUUGUUUCAGAAAAUAGCCCUAUAGGAUCAUUAGUCGGAGAAAUUAUAGCGAGUGAUCCUGAUGAAGGUACUAAUGCGGAAAUUUUUUACAGUAUUGUAGGUGGUCCAGAUGCCGAUAAGUUUAGUCUAAUGUCUCGAAAUGGGGGAUCAUCUGAAUUAAUUACAAAAACAUAUUUGGAUUAUGAAACAAGUAAAAAGAAAUAUUCAAUAAUUGUUAGAGCAGCUUCUCCACCUUUAAGAAGUGACGUAGAAGUAAACAUUUGGGUAACUGAUGUAAAUGAUAAUGCACCACGUCUCACUGAUUUCGUCAUCAUUUUUAAUCACCAUAAAUAUCAUUUUCCUAAAAAUCCUAUUGGAAGAGUACCAGCCCAUGAUGCUGACGUAACGGAUCGACUAAGAUAUAAAUUCAUAUCUGGAAACAAUGCCAAUUUAUUGCUUCUGGAUGAAACAACAGGAGAGCUAUCUUUGAGCCCACAUUUAGACUCCAAUGUACCUCUCCAUGCUGUAAUGGAAGUUAGCGUUUUUGACGGUAUUAAUGAAGUUUCAGCUCAAUGUCAACUCGUAGUGCAACAUGUAACAGAUUCGAUGUUAUUUAACAGUGCAACACUUCGGCUCGAGCGAAUGACUGCUGCAACAUUUUUAUCGCCAAUUUUUGAAGAUUUUGUUGAAGGUCUUUCAGCUAUUAUACCUUGUCCUAAGGAAAACCUAUUUAUCUUUAGCAUUCAGGAAGAUACUUCUUCCGAGGAAGGGGUUUUAAAUGUGAGUUUUUCUGCAAAACCUGCAGAAGCACAACAAGAUACAUAUUUUUCUUCUCAGUAUUUACAAGAAAGAGUCUAUCUUGGACGAGCUAUACUUGCCAGAUUGACGCAUGUUCAUGUUUUACCAUUUGAAGAUAAUUUAUGUGUGCGUGAACCAUGCAUAAAUUUUGCCCAAUGCCUAUCUGUUCUUAAGUUUGGAAACGCAUCAAAUUUCUUUGUAUCUGAUAUGUAUUUUUUUAGAUCAAUUAUUCCUGUAAAUACUUUUGCUUGUCGUUGCCCACCUGGAUUCACAGGUAUGAAUUAUAAUUUUGAAUGUGAUACUGAAAUCAAUCUUUGUUAUUCAAAUCCUUGUUUAAAUGGAGGAACCUGUGAAAGAAGUGAAGGUGGAUAUUAUUGUUUCUGUAAACAAAAUUACACAGGAGAAAGAUGUGAAGUAAACUUGACCAACAGUACUUGUUAUCUAGAGCUUUGUAGAGGAGGAGCACAUUGUUCAAAUAACUUCAUAAGCUGUAAAAACUGCUCAGUUGAAACUUGUGAACUAAGAGCUCGAAGUUUUGAGAAAGGAACUUAUCUUACUUUUCCAGCUUUGCGACAAAGACAUAGACUUUCUAUCACUUUAAAGUUUGCCACUCAAGAAAGACAUGCUCUUUUAUUGUAUAAUGGCCGUUAUAAUGACAAACAUGAUUUCAUUUCAUUAGAAAUUGUUAAUGCACAUUUAUUAUUUUCAUUCUCACUUGGUGAACAAGUUUCCAAAGUAUCCAUUAAAUAUGGAGUGAGUGAUGGGCAAUGGCACACAGUUCAAAUGACUUAUUUUAAUCGAAGUGCUACUUUAAGUGUUGACAACUGUGAUGUUGGUCUUUCUUUGAAGCACGGAAAACAACUAGGAAAUUAUUUCUGUGCCAAUACUACGAAAAUAAAACUGGAGAGAAGGUGUUCAGAUUUGAAGCAAACUUGCUAUAGAUUUCUUGAUUUAACUGGACCUUUGCAAAUUGGAGGAUUACCCUCCUUAUUAAGUGAUUUUCAAGUACAAAACAAAAAUUUUAAUGGAUGUAUAAAGGAUUUGUAUGUGGAUAAUCAACUAGUAAACUUAAAUAGUUUUGUGGCCAAUAAUGGAACAACUGUGGGAUGUCCUCAAAAAAUGGGAUAUUGUCAUUCUUCUCCCUGCAAAAAUGGAGGAACUUGUGUCGAAGGUUGGGGAUCUUAUUACUGUACUUGUCCUACUGGAUUUGUAGAAAAGGAUUGUAGUGAAGGUGUAGCAAUUGUUAGGCAUUUUAUUGGAGAUGGUUUUAUGGUUUUCCUCCCACAUUUGUACCCAAUACAGCUGCCAUGGAUACAAAAAGUAUCAUUUAGGACACAUCAUGAUGAUGGUUUAUUGCUACAAAUUAAGCUAGGUCACAACAGCCUAAUUAUAAUAGAUGUAAUUGAUGGGUAUAUUAGAUAUAUUUUCAAUAAUCAGGAUCUCAUUUUGUCACAUGUCACAGUUAAUGAUGGAAACUGGCAUACUGUUGAAGCAACAUGGUUUCCAAAGUGGUUGUUGUUAUCAUUGGACUAUGGAAAAUAUAUUAUGAAAAAAGUUAUGAAAGCAAAUAUACAAGGUAUGCGUAUUGGCAAAGUAUCUGUAGGGGGUAUAGAAACUAUUGAAGAUGAAGAAAAAGUUACAUUCUUUAAUGGAUGCAUUCAGGAUGUUAAAAUUGGAAAUAAUCAAGCUUCUUGGUCAAGACCUAUUAUAGAAGUGAAUGUUAGGGACACUUGUUUUUCUCAAAAUCAUUGUGAAUCUAAUCCUUGCCCACGUAACAGUCAUUGUAUAAAUCAUUGGGGGAAUUAUUCUUGUGAAUGUGAAAAAGGAUACGUUGGACUCAAUUGCUUACCUGUUUGCCAAAUUAAUCCAUGUAGUAAUUCAUCAACUUGUGAAACAUCAAACAAGACUUUAGAGGAUAAGCUAUAUAGUUGUAACUGUGAUGCUCGAUAUACUGGAGCUUAUUGUGAAACUCUGGUAGAUCUUGUAUGUCCCUCAAAUUGGUGGGGGUACCCUAUUUGUGGACCAUGUAAUUGUGACACAAGCAAAGGAUACAGUGCAGACUGUAAUAAGAAAACUGGAGAAUGCAUUUGUGAGGAUAACCAUUUUCAACCUCCUGAUAGCAUGGUUUGCUUUAGUUGCGAAUGCUAUUCUGUGGGCUCUUAUGGUAAUGGAUGUGAUCCUAUUUCUGGACAGUGUAAUUGCAGACCAGGAGUUAUUGGACGGCGCUGUGAUUCCUGUUCUAAUCCACUUGCUGAAGUAACUUUAAGAGGAUGUGAAGUUGUUUAUGAUAGCUGUCCUCAUAUGUUUAGCAGUGGAAUAUGGUGGCCUAGAACUUUGUAUGAUGAAACAGCUGAUGAAAAAUGUCCUGAGGGUUCAUUUGGUAAAGCCAGUCGUUUCUGUGGUGAACAAAAUGGAUGGGAAGAACCAGAUUUAUUUAGUUGUACCUCUAAUUCUUUUCGAGAAUUGGCCAAUCAGUUAGAAAGUAUCCAGAAAAGUUUAUUGCAGUUAAAUAUUGCAACUGCUGUUAAUUUAGCAUCUGAUUUAAAAGCUGCUGUCAAUAGAACAUUUCCUCUUUAUGGAAAUGAUGUUCUUAUUGUUAGUCACCUAUUCUAUUAUAUAAUUCAGCAUGAAAAGCAAAAAGCUGGUCUAGAUCUCAGCCAUCGACAAGAUAAAGAUUUUAUAAAGAAUCUGGUUGAAACUAUCAAUGUUAUUCUGGACCCAAUUUAUUCUGAUCAUUGGAAUCAAAUAACUGCUUCAACUGGAGCAGGAGUCGAAAUGAUUGUUGAGUCAUUUGAAGAUUAUCUCAAUUUGUUAAUAAAACAUUUCACAGAUACCUUUACUAGACCUUUUGAAUUGAAUGAAAAGAAUAUAGUAUUUGGAAUGGAUACAAUAACUUCUUCUGAGGUCUUGCACCCAUCAACCAUGGAAAUUUAUGAGAAUGAAACAAAAUAUUUCUCCCCAUUGAUAGAUGGUGUACCUUUUGUGAUACUUCCAAAGUAUAAUAACUAUCCUCUAAAAGAAGACCAUCCUGUGCAAAUAAUGCUCCCAUUCAACAAACUUGGCCUUUUUCAAGAGGCUGCAAAUUUGUUAACUGGUUCUUCGAAACAAGUUACAGUUCUUGGAUAUGUAAUUUAUUCAACUGUUGGACAGUUUCUACCACCUUUGUUUGACAACACUGUAAUGUACCAUGGCAUUCCUCUUGGUAUAAACUCUCCUGUCCUAACUGUAGUUGUUCAGUCAGUCAAUUCUUCUAACAUGGAAAAAAAUUUGAAUGAAGAUACAAGGUUACGAUUUAAAAUAUAUAACUCUACAGGAAGAAAUCCUCAGUGUGUAUUUUGGAAUUUUCUUGAAAAUCGAGGACAUUGGUCUAGUGAAGGAUGUGAUGUGGAACUCCAUGCUUCAGAAAAUUUAUAUGUGAAUUGUAGUUGUAAACAUCUUAGUACUUUUGCUGUGAUAAUGGAAAAAAGUCAUGAAGAAUUUCUUCUUACUGAAUCAAUGUUACAAAAUGUAGUUUCAUACAUGGCAAUCAUAAUGUCUCUUGUCCUGCUGGCUAGUACUAUAAUAGUAUUUUGCUUGCUUAGAGGUUCUCAGACCAACAGUAACACAAUUCAUAUUUGCUUAGUUUUCACCAUAUUUACUGCUGAGCUUAUCUUCCUUAUUGCACUGAAAUCAAGACAUUCUCUUGUGUAUCAUCAGUUUCCCUGCAAGAUGAUUGCCAUACUUUUGCAUUUCCUGUUUCUUUCUAUUUUUUCAUGGCUUUUAGUUGAAGCAAUUCAUAUUUUUAGAAUGAUGACAAAUCUGUGUGAUAUUAAUCAUGGUCCUAUGCAUUGUUACUUUUCAAUGGGAUUUGGUGGACCUGCUCUAAUAGUUGGAUUAUCUGUUGGUGUGAGUGUUGAUCAAUACGGAAAUCAUUUCUUUUGCUGGCUUUCUGUCCAUGAAAAUGUUGUAUGGAGCUUAGUUGGACCAAUAUGCAUUAUUGUUAUACUGACAUUAAUAGUUUUUCUAUCAGCUUUAAAAUCAAGUUUGCACUGCAAAGAUUCAAUAACCGAUUUUGGAAAUCUUAAGACCUUGCUUUGGUUAGCUAUUAUGCUUUUACCUAUUCAAGGAUCAACUUGGGUACUUGCAAUUUUAUCUGUAAAUGAAACUCAUGCUAUACUUCAAUAUGCUUUUGCAUUUUUUUGUCUUUUGGAAGGAAUUUAUAUAUUCAUUGGCUACUGUGUUAUUAACAGAAAAGUGCAGCAACAAGUUCGAUUUAUGUGGUUGCGAGUUUUUAAAAAUGAAAAAUAUCCUGAAAUCAAUGGAGUAAAAUCUUGCACAAAUACAGUAGUAUAUCAGUCUUCGUCUAAGGUAUACCACAGGAGUAUUGGUAUUUCUACAUCAUCUGCUACUAGCAGGUCAACUACUAAAACGUGCUCUAGCCACUAUCGAGCUGAGUCAGAACCCAAGGUAUCUGAUAAUCAACCAUCGACUUCACAUUUUGAGGAAACAAAAUCUAACAAAGAAGUGUGUUGUAAACAUGGAAAAAUAUAUCAUCCAAUAUUGAAAAACAGUGAUUUUGAAAAUAAUAAAAGGUGUUAUGCAGAUGAUAUUUUGAAUGGAAAUCAUAUUGCUACUCCUAGCAGUCAAGCUUCUGCUGGAGAAAUAAGCAAUUCUUUUGACGAUUUGAAAUUUUCUGAGUAUUCUACUUCACCAGGUCCUAAAAUGGGUGUAAAUAUAUUUUCUUAUCCCCGACUACCUGGCUCAAGAUCACCUUUAAGUAAAACUUCAUUAUCACUUAAAAUCUCAAAAGAUCCGAGUCUCAGUUGGGGAAGUCAAAAAUCAUCACCUUUAUCUGCUCCUGUUUGUUCCAAUGCUCCACGAAUGGGAAUCAGAGGAGUAGAAAAAUCAAAUAUUUCUGAUAUUUUAGCUGAAACCAAUAGUCUAGAUUGUAGUUUUCAUCUAAAGCCUGAUUUUAUUAAGACUGGAAUUUGUUCUUCAUGUAGAUCUCAAAGCUUCUCUAAAGAUACAUAUAGUAGUACUGAAUUUUCUCAAUAUUCAAAACAAACAUCUGAUCCUCAAAAGAAGGUGCAUGCAUCAAAAGAAAAAUUACUUAGCUCUGAUCACAAACUCUCUCAUAAUACCUUGCAAUCAAAUGAAAACAUGAAAUUUGUAUUAAAAGAAAAAAUACCUUUUAAAAGUUUGCCUAGCACUAAUGUUUCAUUGAGAAAAACUGCUUCAAAUAAUGAGCUCCGAAGAAGUAUAGCAAAUGCAAGCCCUAUGAAGGAAACUGGUGAUGCUUUGAUUGAUUCAAUGCCUCAAAGUGAAGUAUCACCUGUGUGUACUCAAAGUACUCCUGAUACAGGGUCUUAUUUAGACCGAACAUCUCCUCGAUUAAUUGAUGAUACUCCAAGUGAUGAAGAAGUGCCAAUAUCCAUAAAUUUAAAUGGACGAAAUUCUCAAAGUAACUUUUUUAGCAUUAGCUACUUUCAAAAACCAAGCAAUUUUUCAAAUCCUCUCCAAAAAUCUGUUCCUCCUUUAGCCACAGCUGAAAGUGAUUCUGAAAGUUUACUUCUGUAUGAAAAUUCUCUAGUGGAGAAACUGCUCUUUAAAGUCAGAGAUUCUUCUGAGUAUGCCUACAUUUGAGUUUGAGCUUCUAGAUUAAAAUACUGUUAUUAAGUAGUAGUAGAUGUUUUUUUAAUGCAUUUAAUGACUGACUUCUUUAGAAAAUUUUCUUAGAAAAGAAGACAUCAUUAUCAUCAUAAAGAUCAUCAAGUGGUUUUACUUGAGAAUUAUAUCUUUUAUUAUAUACUAUAGGAAUAAUUAUGUUUAUUUUAUUUAUUGUUUUGCUUAGACAGUCAUUUUUAGGAGAAAGUCUAUCAAGAAUGAUUCAAAUUUAUUUAUUGCAUUCGUAUAACUUUUUUUAUGACAAAUCAUGUGAUACUUUAUCCCAUUUAAAAACUUUAAACUUAACUAUUUUUGGAUAUUGAAUAAUAAAGGAAAACUUAAUUGUUGCUUAACAUGAAAUAUGCUUAUUCUAGUCACUAUAUAUAUAUAUAUUUAUUCAAUAGUAGCUACUCUACCUGACCCUGUACAGAGGUAGAGUGAGCAGAUUCCUACAGUAGAAUAAACUUUUUCUAGAUAGUUGUGCUCCAUGGAUACAUGAUAUAUGUCGACUUGCAACAUAAUAUAAAAAAGUAAAUAGGUGAUCCUUAAUGAAGAAAUAACAGUAAUGAUUGUUACUCUUAGUUUGAGUAAAAAACUCUAUACUCCAUAUUUAUCAUAAUUUACAGUGUAACAUCUUUGAUUUAUUGAAAAAAAAGAAUAAAAAGUGGAGCUGUUUUUUAUUCUGUCAAUGAUGGCAUAGACAAUGUCAGCAACUCAAUUGUCUGUCUAAAAUUAUGGAGAUCUAAGAACAAAAUGUUUCAUUCAUUGUAAAAAAAAUGCACAUGAAAUUUUAAAAAUUGCUUUUUAAAUAGACGUAGCUCCAUUUUGUAGCAAAUUUUUUGUUUACAUUUGAUGUAAUAUAUACUUCUAAUGAAAACAGGUAACAUAUUGUGUCAUCUUGGUAGAAAGCUUUGAAUCUGCAAUCCAGAUUUUUGUUUCACUUUAAGUGAAAAUAUUUUUUGUUACAGACUUAACAGAUUUGUUAAUAUUAUAGAGUGUUCUAUAUUUUUACAGAAAAUCAAAGUAAUUUUUGUUACAGUAAAGAGAAAAAAUCUGGAUGAUGCUAUCAAAGUUUGUCAACUGGAUGACUUCUAUAUAUUUAACUAUGAGAAACCAAAAUUAGUGAAUGCCAAAAUUCAUGUUGUUGCUUUAUGUCAUGUCAUGUUGUUGGUAUAUGCCUGAAAUAUUAGUUGAAUAUCAUUAUUUCUCACUCAUAUUGAAAAUCUUUGAUAAUCAUUUACUGAUAUAAUAUAGCAUCUAAAAUUAUGAUGUGUAAUUUUUAUAUGGAUUUUAUUUUUAUUAGCUUUGGUUAUUAUUUGAAAUGUCAUUCUAAAAGGUUCUAGUCAGUUUCCUUUGAGGAAGCAAUGAAAUAAAAUUCAGACUAGUCUUUCUAAACUAAAAAUGAGAACAUUUUAUUCAACAUUAUUUUAUAUCAGAUUUUAAAUUUAUUAUGCAUUUUAUUUAGUACAGUAGUGAGUAGAGCCCAUUAAAACAAGCCCAUAUUUAAUGAGAUUUCAGAUUUAACAAGCAGAAUAGAAUGUUUUGUUUGCUUCACUGGUCACAUGUGUCUACUCUUUAAGCAAGCAAUUUUUUCACUUUUGAUUUAACAAUUUAACGAUUUCUUUGAUUUAACAAUAAAAGUAAAUUUAGAAGCAUGACAUGAUAUUAGAACUAAAGAAAAACAGUGAUAAAAAGUCACAGAACACUAUGAAUUGUUUCAAAUUAUUAAAGGUAUUUUAGAACAUAAUUAUUGUGAAAUAUUUGGCAGCAUAAUUUAAAAAUAAGUGAAUCACUUUUUAAAGUCAUCCACAACAGAUGCAAUUUUCUGAUAAAGGAUGUAUGCCACCAAAGCUGGAUAACAAGUCAGUCCAUUGUGUUGUAGUCA
Messenger RNA from Parasteatoda tepidariorum (common house spider), 11482 nucleotides. RefSeq names its product protocadherin-like wing polarity protein stan. NCBI's taxonomy places the organism in Eukaryota, Metazoa, Arthropoda, Arachnida, Araneae, Theridiidae. Gene Ontology annotation, molecular function: calcium ion binding; G protein-coupled receptor activity. The record is from RefSeq and is a predicted model, not a curated record. Gene Ontology annotation, biological process: cell surface receptor signaling pathway; G protein-coupled receptor signaling pathway; homophilic cell-cell adhesion. Gene Ontology annotation, cellular component: plasma membrane.